Rubroshorea leprosula is the source of this 701-nucleotide messenger RNA. The record is from the annotation of a GenBank genome assembly. NCBI's taxonomy places the organism in Eukaryota, Viridiplantae, Streptophyta, Magnoliopsida, Malvales, Dipterocarpaceae.
GAGCAGUUACUUUCAGAAAAACGUUCUCCCCAUGCUAGAUCAUGAAUCGAUUUCACUCUGUUCUACCAUGGAAUGUGAACGAACCCCUCCAAAAAAGGGGGACCUCCGGAUGUACUAUUUUGCUGAUCACUUCACGGCAGCUCUAAUUCCUUUUCUCUUUGGUUCCCAUCAACCAUUCCUACAGAUACGACUCUGAUUUAACUUUAUCCUUACGGACUUAUCUAUAGUCUCUUCUCAUACUUUAUCUGUUGAUGAUUCUUUAAUCUUGUGUUUAUUUGAUUGGAUUUUGCUAAUUAUCAAUACUUGAUCAGAUGAUUCAGCAGCUUGUGCCUAUUAUCUUAUUUUGGUGCCCAUCAAUUGACAGUUGAAAUGCCCAACAAAUUUUCUGAGCCGAAUCUGCGUAUAUAAUUCCAUUGUUCCAACUAGAAUCAUUCAUGCAGGCCAACAACUCUGACAAGUUACUCUCCCGUGCAAUUAUACAAAGUCGUGAAUUGAUCGCUCCGUUCCACCAUGUGAUUGUGGACCAAUAACUCCAAAUUCUGAUAAGACCAGACUGGAAAGAAAUGAAUGCGUCAGGAUCAAAAUUCAAUGCAGCACUAUAUAACUUUGUUUGAGCGCGGGGCACUCAGCUUUUAUUUCUCCUCUUUGGCACCCAUCAACUGUUUUCUGUACGGAUACUGACGAGCCAAGAAUGAUUGGUG